Molecule: messenger RNA, 3110 nt
Organism: Ceratina calcarata
Lineage: Eukaryota; Metazoa; Arthropoda; Insecta; Hymenoptera; Apidae
Gene: TM9SF2
Product: transmembrane 9 superfamily protein member 2
Exons: 15
Coding region: 145-2127 (660 amino acids)
Biological process (GO): protein localization to membrane
Cellular component (GO): membrane
Source: RefSeq, a predicted model, not a curated record
CGCGGAAAAGGUUACCGAUCUGUGUCUAACGUCUGUUAUCAAUGACGUGUAUUAUGGCAGUGUAGUGUCUGAUGUUUUUUACAUAGCGAUUGACAUAUACUUGCGCUAGGCAAGUAGUUAGUAAUCACAGACAAACAAUACAGGAUGGCGAGAAUAAUUUUACUUUGUCUGUUAUUUCUCGUAUCGACGAUUCACCGCGGGACGGCCUUUUAUUUGCCGGGUCUCGCGCCUGUGAAUUAUUGCAAAAAGGAAGACUCCUCUGAUAUCUGUAAACAUAAUAUCAAGUUGUUUGUAAAUCGUUUGAAUACUGAAAAGUAUAUGAUACCAUACGAGUACCAUCACUUCGAUUUUUGUGCGGGCGAUGAAAGUCAGAGUCCUGUUGAAAACUUGGGACAAGUUCUUUUUGGAGAACGUAUAAGACCUUCUUGUUACGAGUUAUCGUUUAUGAAAGAUGAGAAAUGCAAGGUAGCAUGUAAAAAAUCAUAUCGACAAGGAGACAAAGAGUCAGAAGAGAAACUGGACUUUCUGAAGAAAGGAAUGGCUCUUAAUUAUCAGCAUCACUGGAUAGUUGAUAACAUGCCUGUUACAUGGUGUUAUCAAUUAGAAGAUGAACGACAAUAUUGCAGCACUGGUUUUCCGAUGGGAUGCUAUUCUCGAGAAUCAAGGUUUCAACUGGAUAGCUGCAGUAUUAAUAGCGCAUACAUCAAACCAGACAAUUAUUAUUUGUUCAAUCAUGUGGAUCUCACAAUCACGUACCACAGUGGUGCUAAGGAAGAAUGGGGGUCCACGUUUAAAGAAAACGGCGGACGAAUAAUCUCUGUGAAAGUGGUUCCUCGGAGUAUAAAGCAUGAGAAUACUCCUGAUUGCGAACGCAAAGAGCCAUUGAGGAUACCGUCCGAACCGCUUCAUGAAAAAUUGGACAUCACUUAUACAUAUUCUGUAACAUAUGUACUAAAUAAUACAAUCAAAUGGUCAUCCAGAUGGGAUUAUAUUUUAGAAUCUAUGCCACACACGAAUAUCCAAUGGUUUAGUAUUCUGAAUUCGUUAAUAAUUGUUCUGUUCCUUUCUGGGAUGGUGGCGAUGAUACUGCUCCGCACGCUGCACAAAGAUAUCGCGAGAUAUAAUCAGGCUUCUUUCCAGAUAGAGUCAGGAGAAGACGCACACGAGGAAUUCGGUUGGAAAUUAGUACACGGCGAUGUGUUCCGACCACCCCGAAAGGGAAUGUUACUAUCUGUUCUACUGGGCUCCGGUGUUCAGAUCUUUUACAUGACGCUCGUAACACUUGCGUUCGCUUGCUUGGGAUUCUUGUCUCCCGCGAACAGAGGCGCUCUGAUGACCUGCGCCAUGAUCUUGUACGUCUGCCUCGGAGCCACCGCUGGCUACGCGUCCGCUAGAAUAUACAAAAGCUUUGGCGGCGAAAAAUGGAAAUCGAACGUGCUGCUUACGUCUAUGUUAAGUCCCGGAAUCGUAUUCAGUUUAUUCUUUAUAAUGAACUUAAUAUUCUGGGCGAAUGAGAGUUCGGCGGCUGUACCAUUCAGCACUCUCAUCGCCCUGUUGUCACUUUGGCUUGGAGUGUCCUUUCCAUUAACAUUCAUGGGUGCCUAUUUCGGAUUUAAACCAAGGGCUUUGGAGCAUCCUGUCAGAACAAAUCAAAUUCCUAGACAAAUACCGGAACAAAGUUUUUAUACUCAACCAAUACCUGCAGUAAUAAUGGGUGGAGUUCUACCAUUUGGAUGUAUAUUCAUUCAAUUAUUCUUUAUACUUAAUUCAUUGUGGUCAAGUCAAGUUUAUUACAUGUUUGGAUUUCUCUUUCUGGUGUUUGUUAUAUUGGUGAUUACAUGUUCCGAAACGACGAUUUUACUUUGCUAUUUCCACCUUUGCGCAGAGGACUAUCAUUGGUGGUGGCGUAGCUUCUUAACGUCUGGAUCCACUGCGCUUUAUUUAUUAGUUUACUGUAUUCACUUUUUCAUGACCAAGUUGGAGAUAGAAGAUGCCUUGUCUACAUUCCUCUACUUCGGUUACACUUUCAUCAUGGUUUAUUUAUUCUUCGUUUUGACAGGGUCAAUCGGUUUCUUCGCCUGUUUUUGGUUCGUGAGGAAAAUCUACAGUGUCGUGAAAGUUGACUGAACUGCAUGAAAUGACGCCAAUCGAAAACGAAUGUGGUAUGAGUAAAUAAUAAUAAUAAUAAUAAGAAUGAAUGACGGAGUCGAUAUCAAUAUUAAUUUUGUAAAAAAGAAGUGCAAAUGUUAAUAGCAUCGAGCUGUUUUAUGCAUAAGCAUUAUAUAUCUUUAUACAUGCAUCAGAGUUUCUUGAAUUUCUAACUCAGAUUUUAAUAAGAAUUUUCUUUAUCGCGUACUCUGAAGACUACUUAUCGCAAUACGUAAAAUGUUCAAGUUAAUUUGAUAGAAGACAAUCGAAUCUGAUUUGAAAUAAGUAUUUAUUUUUGCAAAGUGUAUUAUAUACGUGCAUAAAACUUUGGAUUUUUAAAUCGGCUUACUAAUUUUAAUGCUUGCGUGAAAAUGGAAGUAUUCAUCCACGUGAGCAAGUGAAUACAUUGCUAACAAAUCUUUUCUGUAUGCAUUCUUUUGAUAACGAGGUAGUUCUAUAAAACUAUAAAGAUACGUGUAUACAUGUUACAAAUGAAUUAUCCAGACGUAAUGUAUAAUUGCUAGCUACGUAUGUAUGUCUAUAAUAAGCCGAUAAACCUAAGGUAUUAAUCGACGAUGUAAAUAACACUUUUUCUCCUGUAAUCGUCAAGCAGCUGUAUCUCGAGUUUCCUGGAUUAUAAAUUUUAAUUGUAAUGUAUACACAUUUUUUACCUCGUUCGUAAGAACGUAUCUGUUGCGGCCCGUGAUCCACACUUAAAUCGCUACAUUUAUAGUUCAUAAAUGUACUUUGUUGUUCACUUUAAAAACAAAUAGUAUAACUAUUUGAAAGAUAAAGAAUUCAGAUGAAUUAUUCUGCUGCAUAGAAAUGCGAUGGACCGCAAAGGAUAAAUUUUACUAACAUGUUAGAUAUAUUGUGAAAUAAGAAUUCUUAGAUAAAUGAUUAUUUAUAGUGUCAAAAAUUCUUUCAGAUUGAAAAUAGUUAUAUAUUAGUUCCUGCAAUGA